ACAGCAUUAGAAAAAGAAGCGAACAAAAAAAUACAUAAAACGUACAACCUCACUACUGACUUUUCUCUUUGACAUUUAUUAAUUUAUAAUAAAUCUUGUAACUUUCGUAGGGGGCUGCGUCAACUUCUACGUCCACCAUUAUGUCUCAUCCCGAACCAUCUCAACCAAUCCACGCCGUUAAGGCAUCUCAAAUUCAACCAUCGGGAGCGCAGACAGAGGGAAUGACUCGUUCCAAUGCGAUAGUUGAUAAGUGCGAUGGUAUAUGCGCCACCAGUAUGCUUGCAAGACCACAUACGGCCUCGGCAGUCCAUCAUCACGGGGAACAAGACACAAUAGUCUACGCCGUCAAGGGACGCGGCACCGUGGUUAGCGAAGGAGGAAAGAAAAGGGUAGACUUGGAACCCGGGGAUUUCGCUCUUAUCCCUGCGUAUAUGGAACAUCAAGAAGUCAACGAUAGCGACGAGGACAUCAUCUGGACCAUCGUGCGCAGCGGGAGGAUCCCAGACGUGGUGAAUCUUACCGACUGGAACGGGGAACCCGUCAAGGCAUAGGUUAGGUUCUAGGAACGGAUCCGAUGAAGCAUGCGCCUUUUAGUCGCAAGUCGUAUAUAUCAGCAAAAAACCCAAUACAUGUCCAUUUAUUGUGUAUAUAUGCGACCGAGAUAAACACGCCACUUCACCUAACAUUCGCUCAACCCCUUAACUCCGUAUCUGGUUUCCUUUGAACGUCUGUCUGUCUGUCCCUCUAAUCUCUCUCUCCCUCUCCCUUCCUCUCUCUAUCAGCCCCUCCCGCCGUUGUAAUCCGCACCUCCGGCUCUCCGCAACCUAGCCACGAUGUCCGCCUCGUUCAGGUCGCUGAGCUCGCGGGCGUCGAUCUGCACGCUGUGGUGGCUCAGCACCCUCUUGACGUUGCCGCUCUCGAUGGACACGCGGGCCUUGCGCAUCACCUUGACGUUUUCUCCGAUCCACACGAUGAGCACGAACUUGACACGCUUGCUCUCCGAGUCGUUGUU
Daldinia caldariorum is the source of this 1012-nucleotide messenger RNA. RefSeq names its product RmlC-like cupin. The transcript has a single exon. Bases 141 to 551 code for a protein of 136 amino acids. NCBI's taxonomy places the organism in Eukaryota, Fungi, Ascomycota, Sordariomycetes, Xylariales, Hypoxylaceae. The record is from RefSeq and is a predicted model, not a curated record.